AUGGCCGCAGCCCCCAUGGAGUGGAUGAUGCUCGAGCCCUUCGUGUUCCGCAGGGACGGAGAUUCUUCCUUCCCGAACGACCGGACCGCGCCCUUCAGGGCCGAAGGCAUCAGCUCCCACGGUGGCCCCUUCACCGUCGCCUUCCGCGUCGUCGCCCCCCCGGCCAUCUCCCGCCUCUACCUGCAGUGGCCGGGCGGCCCAAAGGAAGGCUCUUCGUGCGAUAUUGUGGCGGCGCACCGCAACCUCCUCCUCUUCAGGCUCACCUCCAACCCUGUCAAGGGGAAGGAUGAGGAGUCCCUGAUUUGGCCGCAGGAGUACUUCAUGUGCCAAGGAUCGCCGCAGCAGCACACGCUGCAGCUCCACCGGAUCCCCAUGUUCACCCAGCGCUCUUUGCAUCCUCGCUCUGUCGGCAUCUUGUGCCACCCUGAAGGAAAAUUCAUCAUGGCGCAGCUGCGCCUAAGUGAAUCCCGUUUGCCGGCGAAGAUGGAAGCUGAGCUGUGCCUUCUACGCUCCAACGAGUGGGAGCUGCUGCGGAAUCUACAGAUAAAGUACGAGGCCCAUGAAUUAUCUGACUUGAUCCAUUGGAGAACCGACAGAGUGAUCCCUUUCGAAAACAAUCUGUGCUGGGUCAGUUACUUCAGUGGAGGCACCCUGUUCUGUGACGUAUCUGAAAAAAAGCCUAAAAUCUCCUACCAUCGGCUGCCUGUUCAUGACCGAUGUCGCGGUGCAGAUCUACACCGAUUGCGUGAUAUGAACUGCUCUUUGUGCACCACCGAUUCUGGCGGUAAGCUCAUGUUCGUCAAUGUUGCCCCGGAGGAUCAUGAGAUAGUUGGCCCAAUGCUUCCUGGUACGGAUUCUGUUGUCACCUGCCAUACAUUGAGGACACAAGACAUGGUGUGGGAAGAGAUGUUCGUCGUCACAUCUCAUGAAAUAUGGGGUUCCAAUGCCUCUCUCUCAUACAAUGCUCUGAUGUUUCCUCUUGUGAGUGUGGCCAAGUCAAAUGAGCUAUACUUUCUAUUGCCUGAGAAAGGGGAGCGUGCAAUUGACAAGGUUUCGGUGAUUGGUGUUGAUACUAUUACCAAGCAUACGGAGAUUCAUCAGUACAUUAAAGGAGAGGAAGACCUCGGGGGUGAAGAUGAUGACAUGGUUAGGCGAAAGUCCCAUCUUCUCCAUCCCUUUGUUCCCUCCGAGUUUCCAAAGUUUUUCUGGCCUCACCAGUUAAGGUGUGUUGAAGACUACCAAGACGAAUUGACGAAAUCAAGCAACCAGGUCUCUGAUGGCUGUUGCUGUGUGAUGUAGGAGUGUAUUAGUCAUAUGAUCAGAUGGUUAGGUUCUUUGUGGUGGAACCAACCCAUCUAGUUUCAAGUCCCAGACUUCACAUGGAUGCUCUCAUAUUCCUGGAUUAAUUUCAGGCAUUCCGACAAUGUGCGUUCAGUGAGAGACGAUGUCCCUGUCGACUACGAGGUGCCUGCAGUGCCUUUGUCAAUCUCAAGAUUUGUCGGCCUCGGUCUCUCGGAGGUGCUCACAGGUGUGUGGUGUGUGUGUGUGUGCGCGCGCGCCCGCGCUCAUGGAGAUGGUGUACAUGCGUGUAUAUGACGAGUGUCUGCGUUUGUACAGUGUUUCCCAAAGAAAAACAUGCUGUGAUGGAUUUGGGUAUUGGAUUGUAGUAAUUGCCAAGCCUAUGGCAUGGGGUAACUGCCAGGUUAUCUGGGUGUUGAAUAUAUUAUCAUGAUCUGAUUAGUAAUGAUCAUGUUCGUGAUGCUCUCUGAUCCAACCACAUAAAGGAUGGCUUUGUUUUUGAGAUUUGUAUA
Molecule: messenger RNA, 1811 nt
Organism: Triticum dicoccoides
Lineage: Eukaryota; Viridiplantae; Streptophyta; Magnoliopsida; Poales; Poaceae
Exons: 2
Coding region: 1-1299 (432 amino acids)
Source: RefSeq, a predicted model, not a curated record